GGCAAAUUCAUUACUGACCAGAGAGAACAAUACCAUGAGUGGAGAAUGAUGCGAAGAUUGGUACAUCAAGAAGUUGCAAAAGAAAAUGGUGUCCAUUUGGUCGGCGCUUACCUUGUGAUAUCUAUUGGCAUGGAGUAUCGUUUCAUGAUAACGAUAUAUUCUCAGGUCAAGUCAACAAGCUUCCAGGUAUGACAGAAAUGGUGCGUAAAAUUACCCUGAGCCGGGCAGUGCGAACAAUGCAGGAUCUGUUUCCUGAAGAGUACAACUUCUAUCCCCGCUCCUGGAUUCUGCCAGAAGAGUUUCCCCUCUUUGUUGCUGAGGUUCGCAUGAUGAAAGAAAAUGACCCAGCUUGGAAGCCCACGUUCAUUGUGAAACCUGACGGAGGAUGUCAAGGGGAUGGAAUCUACCUCAUUAAAGAUCCCAGUGACAUUAGAUUGGCUGGAAACCUACAGAGCAGGCCAGCUGUUGUCCAGGAAUACAUCUGUAAACCACUGCUGAUUGACAAGCUGAAAUUUGAUAUCCGUCUCUAUGUGUUACUGAAAUCUUUAGAACCUUUAGAAAUUUACAUAGCCAAAGACGGACUCUCUAGAUUUUGUACAGAGCCCUAUCAAGAACCUACCCUAAAAAAUUUGCACCAGGUAUUUAUGCACUUAACAAACUAUUCGCUGAAUAUUCACAGUGGGAACUUCAUCCAUUCAGACAGUGUAAACACUGGCAGCAAAAGGACUUUUUCAAGCAUCCUCUACAGAUUGUCUUCCAAAGGGGUUGACAUCAAGAAAGUGUGGUCAGAUAUCAUUUCACUGGUGAUUAAAACGAUUGUUGCACUGACUCCAGAACUGAAAGUUUAUUACCAGUCUGAUAUACCAACAGGAAAACCUGGGCCAACUUGCUUCCAGAUUUUAGGGUUUGACAUUCUCCUAAUGAAAAACUUGAAGCCUAUGUUACUCGAAGUAAAUGCAAACCCCAGCAUGAGAAUAGAACAUGAACAAGAGCUUUCUCCAGGGGUGUUUGAAAAUGUUCCAAGCCCUGUUGAUGAGGAAGUGAAAGUAGCUGUGAUCAGAGAUACUCUUCGUCUAAUGGAUCCAUACAAAAAGAAGAAAAAAGAUAACCUAUCUCAACCUUCUGAACCUGCAUCGGAAAAGAAAGAACAGCUAUCGGAAGGAGGAUCAACAGACAAAUUGGAGCAUGAUAGCAGCAAAAAUCCAGAAGCCAGCUUGCCUUCCCCUUGUCUUAAGCAAGUGUUUCCGAAGUAUGCCAAGCAGUUCAACUACCUGCGACUGGUGGAGAGGGUAGCUGCCUUGUUCAUCCGCUUCCUGGGAGUGAAGGGGACGACGAGGUUGGGGCCAACAGGUUUCCGAACGUUUGUAAGGAACUGUAAGCUGAGUAACAGCAACUUCUCCAUGGCCACAGUCGAUAUUCUCUACAUUGAUAUCACAAGAAGGUGGAACAGCAUGGGGAUGGACCACAAAGAAUCAGGGAUGUGCUUGCAAGCCUUUGUGGAAGCUUUCUUUUGCCUGGCUCAAAAAAGAUACAAGUCACUCCCAUUACGCGAGCAGGUGGCCACACUGAUUGAUUUCUGCGAAUACCAGCUCGUCACCCUGGAUGAAAAGCGCCUCGUUUGCAGCCGAGGAAUAACGGAGCGGCGACCGGCACUCAUCACCUGCCAGCCAGAUGGACUUCACCUCACCCCCGCUCAUCACGCACCUCUCCUCAACCGCACGGCCGCCACCAAUAAACUUGCAGAUUAUAGGAGUCACCGGUUGUGAGGGAGCCGCUCCGUCGAGUUGCAAACGAACGUCAGGGCGAGAAACAGAUCCCUGUAUGCGUGUGCUGCAGGAGGCGAAACACGGGUUCCUGGGUUCUUCCUUCUGCUCAUCAUGAUUAUUUAUUGCAGCUUUCCCUGAUUUAUGCUUUUCGGAAAGGAUGGCUGCAAGCUCCCCUUUCCUGGUAAUGACCCUCACCAGCAAUGGCCAUUAUUUAUUAUUUCCCCAGUGAGCAUACAAUAUAGCUGAGAUGACAUACUGCACCUUUUAUUCUGAGUUUAUGGGAAAUCAUUUAUGAAGACAAAGGGGCAAAGAGAUAAUGCUACAGUAACCAGCAUCAUGGGAUUGAUAGCACGGACUGGGAGGCACAGCCUCGUCAACGGCAUUUCACCUUCACUCACGUCCAGGAGAAGCCACUCUUUGAGACCAGAACAACACACUUUGGAGUUACAACGCGUGCCGUUGUGAAACCAAGUGGGGAGGUGUAAACUGUCAAAUUGUGUGUGUUGGAAAACCCAGAGCUCAAAUUAUGCAUUUAAUCAAAUUUUAGGCUCUGCUUCUAUGUUGUGUGGAUUUCACUUGAAUUCUUGUUCAUGCAGGUAUUGAUUUUUCUUUUUUGGUACGUGGCAGGGCAGGCCAGCAAUUACACUGGAGAGAAAUGUAUUUAUUUGAAAGUUAAUUUUAAAACACAGAAGCCCUAAAUACUUUAGGGUCUUUUUACACAACUUUUGUCACCCCCACUGCUGUUUUACUUAAAGGCAAGUGGUUUCAAGGGACCCGGUGCUGCUCACCCUCGCAUGGAAACAGCCCCGUGCUGAUUUGAAUGUGCUGACAUCAGCAGUGCUGAGCGCACACCUUGCAGAGAGAGCGGUGCAGGUGCACACCUUCCCUUUCCUUGACUCAAGGGGUGUCUGUGUCAGGCCGCUGGUGAGUAAAGAUGGGCUGGAUCAGACUCCAAGCUGCUGGGUUUGCUCUUUGCAGCUGGCAGUGGUUUAGGACCUUUCCAGUAACAUUUCCCAUUUGCACAGGCCCCACUCACAUGCAUGGAGAUAGUGUAAUUUGCUCUCUAAUUUUUGGGGUCUCAUCCCUUGGCAUGAACAUUGGGGCGCUCUGCUGAAAGCCUCAAUGGUCACAGGCAAGGAGGUCUCAGGACUGAGAAACACAGCACCAGUAGAUCCCCUGGCACUUGGCGCCUGGCUUUCCCACCAGGGAUCUUGCGGGGUUAAGCCCAGAGCUCCUGAUGCGGAUGUAAGUGAAGUCAGUGGAAAAUUUCCAUUCAUUUCAGAGGGCUUUAGAUCAUGUCCUUUCUGAGGCCUUUUUCUCAAUAUUAUGGCAGACCUUUACUUAAUUAAGUUGGCUGAAGACCUCUAGAGCGGCAUCUCUCAACCCGUGGGUCAUGACCCAAAAGUGGGUUGCAAGAAUAUAUGAAAGGGUCACGAACAAACUUUAAAAAUGGAUUCUCCUUUAAAGGAGGAAAACAUGGGGAACUGUUUUUUCCCUUGCAGGCAGGCAGAGUUUCAGCCUGUGAGGGGCUGCUUGGGGCUCUCCCAUGCCCCACGCAUUGUGGGGCUGGAGCAUGGGGACAUGGGGCAACAGGUCGGGAGUGAGGGGCACGGGGUUGGGACUGGCCACUGAUGUUUAUUAAAACAAAAAAAAAAUGGUUGAGAACCGCUGCUCUAGAGCAGAUCCCCAACUGGUGUCAAGUGAUCCAGCUCCAACGGGGAGCUUUCCAGGAGUAAGGAAAAGUUAAUCCCCCACUUGGCCCCUUGGGGCAAGAGAAACUAAUGCAGUUCUUCCUUGCAGCAUAGUACUUUAUUCAUUGCAUGUGCGCUGGUUCUCCACUUCACUUCCUGUUACCUCAUAGCUGGGCAUUGCAGAUAAGGACAGCAUCGCUUUUAAAUCUUUAUAUUAAUAAAUAUUUAAUGGCCACUAUAUGGCUCUUCCUUCAGAGCCUGUUUUGGCCAGCAUUCAGCAAUGUAAUUAAUAUUCUUUCCCAGUGCUGCACUGAACAGUGCAGGGUUACUUUUUCAAGUGUCAGGUACUGUAACUAAUGGAUUUAACGGUGAGAGGCUAAACUAAUUGCUUUUUUGGGGGUUUUGCUAUCACAUUUGAACCAAGAGGAGAACUUAGAGCUGAAUCCGCAUCUCUGUAACAGUGCGGGCUGUCCCUUUAAGGGGGAACAGCCCGUCCUUGGCUAAGAGGGGAGUUAGAAAAGAGAAAGCAAGUGAAAGAAGCAGGCUCUGAAGGGAAGAGCUUGUGCAAGGACAAGCCAGGAUGCUGUGUUGGGGCUAGAGCAAAAAGGGACUCUUCUCCUUGUGUCCGGGAGAGGACAGAGGAUUUGGUUUUGUUAUUAGCUUGCUGAAUUUGCUUUGGAGAACUUGCUGAGGAGCUCAUAAGGGAGCAAAUUCUCCUGCAGAAGCCAGCAGGAUAAAUGCCCUGCUUCC
This is a messenger RNA of Alligator sinensis (Chinese alligator), 4207 nucleotides long. It is a transcript of the gene TTLL11, whose product is annotated as tubulin tyrosine ligase like 11. The transcript is spliced from 9 exons. NCBI's taxonomy places the organism in Eukaryota, Metazoa, Chordata, Crocodylia, Alligatoridae. The coding region runs from base 189 to 1766 and encodes 525 amino acids. Gene Ontology annotation, molecular function: tubulin-glutamic acid ligase activity; tubulin binding. Gene Ontology annotation, biological process: microtubule cytoskeleton organization; protein polyglutamylation. The record is from RefSeq and is a predicted model, not a curated record. Gene Ontology annotation, cellular component: cilium.